Molecule: messenger RNA, 3684 nt
Organism: Medioppia subpectinata
Lineage: Eukaryota; Metazoa; Arthropoda; Arachnida; Sarcoptiformes; Oppiidae
Source: the annotation of a GenBank genome assembly
AUGAAUGCCACGACAACCACCAGUCAUAGCGUUGAUGAACUCAACGAUCACCAGUCGAUGGACUGUCUGUCGUGGAGGGGAUCACAAGUGGCCAAAACCCCCGACACCGGCGAAGACAACCGGAAUAUCAAUAAAAAACACGUGACAUUCGCGGCCACGCAUUUGGUCCGGAGUGCGACCGUCGGCGGCAUUAAUAACAUCCAUAUCUCUCCUCCCAAUCAACCCAUUAGUGAAAGACUGGUGAACGGCUCUCAUAUGAUGCGAAAGACCGAUUCAAUGGAUAUGUUUGACCAGAGAUCGAGUACAUCGUCGCGGGAUGUGUCGGAUUUCCUUCCCCUUUAUAGGGCAGCGAUGAGGAGGGCUGUGAUGAAGACUCAGGCGACACAAACAGACACCACAUCCAAGAGACUGGACUCAAGCCAUAGCGAGAGCUCAAGAAUUGAGAGUAUGAUUAGGAAAGAAGAUCUGAAUUCAAAAUCGUCGACAGAUUCUAAUCAAUUAGAGCUGAUAUCGUCGGCAACUAAUGAGUUGGACUCCAGUUAUCGGUCCAUACGAUCUCAGGACUCGACGACUGUUGUCUCCGAACUCAACGACUCCUCAAUACUCACUAAUGAAGACAAACAGCGAUUGAUUGAUGAGAUUAAUGAUGACUUCGUUGACGACUCCGCCACUGAUGUCACUAAAAGGCCAUUAAUUAUUGACCCGAAGAAAGCUGUGCUCAAGACGUGCGACACAAGUAGUAUCACAUCACCUGAUAGUGACAAUUAUAGUUUCGCUGCCGAGCAUAAGACAUUUUUAGUGACUGACGUAUCAAAUCAAGGGUCGAGUUCUCCGCCGGUGGACAACAUUGAUAGCGGCGGCAGUUCUGUAUACGUGUCGGCAAAUGACACGUCCCCUCAAAUAGAUAAGGAUAAGGCUUCCGGACAGACAUCUUUCGAAACGGCCUCAUCUGGCAGUCGAUUCAGUUCUCCCCCGAGUGUUGAAAACAAAGCCAACAAUUCUGAUAAAGAAACCGAUUUUCAUUCAAUAAAACAAGAACUUCACGAAAAUUUUAAAUCAUUUCAAUCAAAAACAUCGAGACAUUUAUUAUCAGUGAAGCCAACGGAAGACAUCGGAAACGAGAAAUUAAUUCCUCAAUUAAGCGAAACAAUAGACCCGAAGGAACGAACGGUAUCUCCAGAGUCAACGGUAUCGACACAUAACAGCACUGAACAUAAUAUCGAGGACUUUGACUCCGAAGACGUCGGCGAUGUAACUCCUGUUCAGGACUUAUCCACCGAUACGUCGACAGCUGUUGAGACGUCAACUGUGAUCGAGAAUCCAAUAAAAACUAGUGUUAAACCGAAAAUACCUCCAAAGCCUACAUUUCUGUUAGGAGAUCAGAAAAUUAAUUUAACUCAAAAACCACUGCCUUCUUGUAGUUUGUCUGUCGAAAGCGUGUCUUUAGAUACAGAAUCUGAACUACAGAGCGAUGAUAACGAGGAUGUGAUCGACGACGUGAGCGGCGGUGACUUUAUUGUCCGCAGAAAUAUGUCCGGAGAGUUAUCUACCGUUUCGGAAGUGUCCGAAGAGAUCAGCUUAAAUGGAAAAUCUCAUAAAUCGGACUCCGGUUCUGGUAUUCAAAUGACCAAAAUUGAUAGAAAAAGCGCUAAUAAUGACAAUAAUGAGGCGAAUGUGAUGUCCAGUUCAGAUGCUGGAGAUAACAGGUCUAAUACACCCAGUAUUGCCGAAAGCACUACUUCUGGAAGUUUUAUGAUUGACGGCAACUUAACUGACCCAAACUCUCUGAGCGAAUCCAUAGAAAGACCUAAAUUAGAGAAAUCGGGAAGUUUUCCCAGUGUUUUGACGGAUAACAUCGAAACAUCGUUUACAGUCGAGGGAUCUAUUAUAUUGGAGAAGACAUCCAACGAUACAAAUGAGAAAGCAUUGGACAAAUCUUCGGAACCAACGAGUGUUGAGCCACCAGUUGUUAACCACACAAUCAUUACCUCUGAUAUUAUAAAUGAGACCAACGAUGCCAUUAAAAAGUUACCAAACUCUAUAUCUGCGAAACAGAUAACUAUUAGCAAUAAUAACGAUUCAAUUGAUUUGAAAUCAAAGAUUUCAGAGAAGAAAGAAGAACUGAAUGGAAAAUUAAUAGAUAACUCAGGCGAUAAUAAACGGAAUUUGACAAAAUCGAGGACAGAAUCGUGUGAUUUGGGCCGACAUUUGUUUACAUGUGAGGAAUGGAAAGCCAUCGGAAAGAGAAGGUCGCGAUCGUUGAGUAAAAGUCCUGAUAAAAGCUUAAGUCGAAUCCACGAGAGAACACACUCUUGUAAUCGACAUCACUAUCAGUGCCGUCAAUGUGGCGAAAGGGCUGUCGAGCCUUCUGUGCCUUUGGUUACGGUUAAUAAAGGCGCAUUUUCAUUUCAAAACUUCAAAUCCUUUUCAAUCGAUACGACAUAUCAUAACAAUAUUGAAGACGACGAGGAUAUAGGUAUACAUACGGAGAGCUAUAGGUCUGCCCUUUGGCUAUAUGUGGGCCGUAAAGACGAGUUGACUGUUUGGGGACAUAAGUGUCAUAAGAAGAAUCACAAGAAUAAAGUGAAUGGGAGUUCGCCUUCAAAACUGGUCCGACAGGACUCUAAUGAGAGCACACUUUCCGAGAGACAGUUUAGAAGACAAUACGAAUCAGUGACCCAUCGAAUGAUACACAGAAGAGCAUCCAUUGAAAUGUAUAAGAGAGCCAUUAAUAAGACUUUUGAAAUAGAAAAGGAGAUAAUUAUCCAUAGAAUUAAUAAUGAAUUUGGAUUCCGAAUACAUGGCAGUCGUCCAGUAGUUGUCUCAGCCAUUGAAAAGGACACACCUGCGGAGACCUGUGGCUUAGAUGUGGGCGAUAUAGUGGUUACUAUAAAUGGAUCCAAUGUUAUGGAGUGUUCGCACUCAGAAGUGGUCAAAUUGGCUCAUUCUGGGGCCGACACUCUGCGUCUGGAAGUGGUCUCUACUCGUCCGGCCCUUAACCGCGACGGCAACGGCGAGAGUGAAAUAAACGGUUGCGAUAUUGUUAUAAACGGAUAUUUAACGAGACUUAGCACUGAUUCAAAGGGCAACAAAUGGCAUAAAAAUCGAUGGUUUGCGUUGAAGACUGAUACUUGUCUUUAUUGGUAUAAAUCAACCAAAGAAAUGGAUCCUUUGGGAGUUAUUUGUCUUCAGGGCUAUACUGCCUGUUGUGCGCCAGAGCUGAGUGUUGAGCAACCGUUUGCAUUGAAAUUAGCGAAACCGGGUUCUGAUGCCAAAUAUUUGGCCGCUAAGGAUAGCGAGACAGUCAACCAAUGGGUCGAUGCCAUCAAUCAAAGAGCUAAUCACUUGAAUAAAUCGGACCCAUACGUGGAGAUAGCGCUCAAGAAUAUCGGUAAGAGUGCAAUAGGUUUGGGAGUCAACGACUGCAGCGGAUAUUUGGCUAUAUUUAGUCAAAGACGUAAAGUGUGGCGAAACCGAUACUUUGUCCUCAAAGACGCCUCACUUUACUUCUACUACGACUCCAACGCCAACACAUCUCUCGGUGUAUUCUUCCUCCACGGAUAUCGAGUCCAGAGCUGUGUUCUCAUCGCUAAGAAGAAUACGUUUGAAGCCAUUCCUCCGGAGUCCAAGUUUAGACAUUUAUGGCUUAUGGCUGAAUCCGAUGUCGACAAGAAGAGGUGCUAA